CACCUGUGAUGGGUGCUGGGUGUUGCAUGGAAGUGUUGAAUCAGUAUGUUGUACACCUGAAACUAGUAUUACACUGAAUGUUAACUAACUGGAAUUUAAAUAAAAGCUUAAAAAAAAUCAUAGUGGGGAAAAAAAUACCCAUGGCCUCUAUCUCCUUUAUCUUGUGAAGUGCCUAUGUGCAGUUCUUACCAAUUAUGCUUUAUUUACAGUUAGCUUCUCUGGAAAGUGCCUUAUGUUGUUUUGAACAACAGACAAGAGUAGUCAGAAUCUUAGUAGUACUAGUAUCAGGGAAUUGUUUUAGUGCUUUUUAAAAUACUUCCUGAUUUUUGAAUGAGGCACUACCUUGCCAUAACAGGCUGUUAGUCAUGCCUGUGUUUAGUAGGAAAUCAGGAAAUGAUGUUCUUUUGGGUUGUUGGUAUUUAAAAACAAAACAAAACCUCUGAAAUAUUGCUUUCAACAACCUUACUGAAAUGAUUUCCUGUACAGAACUGUGUUUACCUAAUUUGAAGGCCUAGUGGCAAUAACAGCAGCAAUGUACAAACAGUUCUGUAGAACCUGCACCUGGGUUGAAAUGAGAUGCUGCCUCCUUGAUGGGCCAAUUUUGACUUAAAAAAAAAAAAAAAGGUAGCACUGCAUCCACAGAUACACAGGUAAGUCAUAGGUUACACCAACAAAGGUAUUUUGCUGAGCAUAUUAUUGUCUUAGUUUAGCAGAUAAAUACUUCAAAUAUGAAUAGAGUGUUAGCUUUUGGUUCUGAAGUAGUAUUACUGUGUUUUAAUUAUAAUUAUUAUCCAUGGUUACAGUGGAGCAAUAGUAAUAUGGAUAAUUUUAAAAUAAUUUAUGCAUGGUAUGCAUGUGCACUAUGUUCCUUGAGUUAAUGUCACAGGCAAUUCACCAUUAAUGGUUAAGGGAUUAAUAGUGUGAGCAACUCUAAAAUGAACCCUCAAAUCAAAGCAACUCUAAGAGUUUGAUUUGAAGCUAAGCUUUAUUUAGUAUGGAUCGUCUUAGGCAAAUUACCUAACCUCUGUUCUUUGGUUUCCUCAUGUGAGAAUUAGAGUAGUACCUGUUUCAUAGGAUUGUUGUGUAGAUUAACUAAGUAUGUUUAGAAGUAUAAUCAGUUUAACCAGGAACAGUAAACAUUCAAUAACUGUUAGCUAUUAUAAUUACUGACAAUAUUAAAGUCAUUUGAAAGUUUCAUUUGGGAAUGUCUUAUAGUGUUGAGCUUCUUCCUGUUUCUUGCCCCAUUCACUCUUCAUACCUUUCAGAUGUGAUACAUGAUGGCAGCCCAAAUGGAACCAGCCAUUCCCUUCUUUCCUCCCUUCUAAUUUUUUUCUCUUCCCCUGUGUGUUUUACUUUAGUUUAGGUUAUUUUUGUUUUUGAUAUGAAGAAAAUUAUAUAAGUUUAUUAAAAGGCAUAAGAGAAGACCUGAAUAAACAGACAUCCCACAUCCAUGAUAAAGAGUUUAAAUAUCAAAGUAUUUUAGUGGUUUAAAAAAAAAAUUUUUUUUUAAAUUUUUUUUUUCAACGUUUAUUUAUUUUUGGGACAGAGAGAGACAGAGCAUGAACGGGGGAGGGGCAGAGAGAGAGGGAGACACAGAAUCGGAAACAGGCUCCAGGCUCUGAGCCAUCAGCCCAGAGUCUGACGCGGGGCUCGAACUCAUGGACUGCGAGAUCGUGACCUGGCUGAAGUUGGACGCUUAACUGACUGUGCCACCCAGGCGCCCCUAAAAAAAUUUUUUUUGAGAGAGGGCAUGUGAACACACAAGUGGAGGAGGGGAAGAGGGAGAGGGACUCUUAAGCAGGCUCCAUGGUCAGCACGGAGCCUGUUACAGGGCUUGAUCUCCCAACUGUGAGACCAUGACCUGAGUGGAAACCCAAGAGUUGGGUGUUUAAACGACUUAGCCAUCCAGGCAACCCCCAAAUAUUUUAUUUUUUAAAAAUUUUUAUUUAUUUUGAGAGAGAGAGAGAGCACACGAGCUGGGGAGGGUUGGAGAGAGAAGGAGAAAGAAAGAGAGAAAUUCCAAGCAGGCCCUGCCCUGUCAGUGCAGAGCCUGAUGAGGGGCUCAAAUCCACAAACCGUGAGAUCAUGACCUGAGCCUAAAUCAAGAGUUGGAUGCUUAACUGACCAAGCCACUCAGGAGCCCCCAGAGUAUUUUAGUUUUAAAAGAAGAAAAGUCCAUUCAGUAGGAUGGUUGUUGUAUCAUCAGACCCUUGAAAGCCAACUCCUGAUCACAGGUAACAUUCCUGCUGAUAAUAAGAGUUUGCCAGUUGUGAAAAGGAAUGUUACAAGAGAAGACUGCUGCAAAGAAAAGGUGAUAACAGAGAGCAUUGAUAUGAGGAAGAUGAGGGGGGAAUACAAGUGCAUGCAAAAUUCUGAAUUGGAACUGUAAACCUCUUGGACUUUUGAAUUGAGUUUUUCAUAUUUCUACUUAACAGGAAUGGAACUUGUUUCAAGCCCUCAAGCAAGUGGAUAGUGGAUGAAGAAUUCUACUUUGUAUUUUAAUCAGCAAAAUGUUUUGAUUAGAGGAAGAUUAGAAAGUUAGGGCAUCAGCCAGCCAUGAUCUGAAUGGAGAGCAAGCCCUGGACCCGGAGGUCACUAUUUUAAGAAAUUAUAUACUGAAGUAAAAUGCUGCAUGAGUUAGAGAAAGGAAGGAUCCAGAAACAUAUGGCCUCAUUGUUGGCAAGGACAUCGAUAAGAGGCUGACAUUCAUUUCUGUUCUAACCAGCUACUUUAUAACUGUGAAUAGUAACUAUGCAUAUUUGUUGCUCAGCAAAACCAAGGAACAAGAGCUAUGGCAGUUGAAAAAGUCUGUCUGAUUCCAGGGUAUUUUUCCUGGGUUUCAUCAUCAGGGACCUUCUCCUUUUCAUCUCAUCAACAAUGUGGUACCUUUUACCAUUCAGUAAAGAUUAAGGACAUGUUCUUUGGUCAGCAACCAGAACUUAAAAUCUGCUGGAAUAAGGUCAGAGACCAUUUCAAUUACAGCUGAGGAAAAUGAAAUUUCCAUUUUAUUUGGUGCCUUGUACAGGGAACACACUAACUCUUAACAGAAAGGUCUGAGUGAAAAGAGAUUGAGUUCAUCUAAUAGAAACUCAUGGUUAUGGCGAGUGACCCAACGUGAUUAGAGGGGGCAAGAGCCACACAGGAACUCAUGACGGGCUAUACCAUGUUGCGGAAUGGGGGAGUGGGGAAUGGAGGUCAAACCUGUAUGUUACGGUGGUCCAACCGGAUCCGACUCACAUGGCUCAGUUUCACGCUCUUCAUCAUUCUGGUUUUCUUCCCCCUUAUUGCUCACUAUUAUCUCACCACUCUGGAUGAGGCUGAUGAGGCAGGCAAGCGGAUUUUUGGCCCAAGGGCUGGUAAUGAACUAUGCGAGGUAAAGCAUGUGCUGGAUCUUUGCCGGAUUCGUGAGUCUGUAAGCGAAGAGCUCUUGCAGCUGGAAGCCAAGCGGCAAGAGCUGAACAGUGAAAUUGCCAAGCUGAAUCUGAAGAUUGAAGCCUGUAAGAAGAGCAUUGAGAAUGCCAAGCAGGACUUGCUUCAGCUCAAGAAUGUCAUUAGCCAAACUGAGCAUUCUUACAAAGAGCUGAUGGCUCAAAAUCAGCCCAAACUUUCUUUGCCUAUCCGAUUGCUUCCAGAGAAGGACGAUGCCGGUCUUCCUCCCCCAAAGGUCAUACGGGGAUGCCGGCUGCACAAUUGUUUUGAUUAUUCUCGCUGUCCUCUCACCUCUGGUUUUCCAGUCUAUGUAUAUGACAGUGACCAGUUUGCCUUUGGCAGCUACCUGGAUCCUUUGGUCAAGCAGGCUUUUCAGGCUACAGCACGAGCCAGCGUUUAUGUUACAGAAAAUGCAGACAUUGCCUGCCUUUAUGUGAUAUUAGUGGGAGAAAUACAGGAGCCAGUAGUGCUUCGGCCUGCUGAACUUGAGAAGCAGCUCUAUUCUCUACCACAUUGGCGGACAGAUGGACACAACCAUGUCAUCAUCAAUCUGUCGCGGAAGUCAGAUACACAGAAUUUACUAUAUAAUGUCAGUACAGGCCGGGCCAUGGUGGCCCAGUCUACUUUCUAUGCUGCCCAGUACAGACCUGGAUUUGACUUGGUAGUGUCACCACUAGUCCAUGCCAUGUCAGAGCCCAACUUCAUGGAAAUCCCACCACAGGUGCCAGUUAAGCGGAAAUAUCUUUUCACCUUCCAGGGUGAGAAGAUUGAAUCACUGAGAUCCAGCCUUCAGGAGGCCCGCUCCUUUGAAGAAGAAAUGGAGGGUGACCCUCCAGCCGACUAUGAUGAUCGUAUCAUUGCCACCUUAAAGGCUGUACAGGACAGCAAGCUAGAUCAGGUCCUGGUAGAAUUUACCUGCAAAAACCAGCCUAAACCCAGUCUGCCUACUGAGUGGGCACUGUGUGGGGAGCGUGAGGACCGCUUAGAAUUACUGAAGCUUUCCACCUUUGCCCUCAUUAUCACUCCUGGGGACCCUCACUUGGUUAUUUCAUCUGGGUGUGCAACACGGCUCUUUGAAGCCCUGGAAGUUGGUGCUGUCCCAGUUGUGCUGGGGGAGCAAGUCCAGCUUCCCUACCAGGACAUGCUGCAGUGGAAUGAGGCAGCCCUGGUGGUGCCCAAGCCACGUGUUACCGAGGUUCAUUUUCUGUUACGAAGCCUCUCAGAUAGUGAUCUGCUGGCUAUGAGGCGGCAAGGCCGCUUUCUCUGGGAGACGUACUUCUCAACCGCUGACAGUAUUUUUAAUACUGUGCUGGCUAUGAUUAGGACUCGCAUACAGAUCCCAGCUGCCCCCAUCCGGGAAGAGGCGGCAGCUGAGAUCCCCCAUCGUUCAGGCAAGGCGGCUGGAACGGACCCUAACAUGGCCGACAAUGGGGAUCUGGACCUGGGGCCAGUGGAAACGGAGCCGCCUUAUGCCUCACCCAAAUACCUCCGCAACUUUACUUUGACUGUCACUGAUUUUUACCGCAGCUGGAACUCUGCUCCAGGGCCUUUCCAUCUGUUCCCCCACACACCCUUUGACCCUGUGUUGCCCUCAGAGGCCAAAUUCUUGGGCUCAGGGACUGGAUUUCGGCCUAUUGGUGGUGGAGCUGGGGGUUCUGGCAAGGAGUUUCAGGCGGCACUUGGAGGCAACGUUCCACGAGAGCAGUUCACGGUGGUGAUGUUGACUUAUGAGAGGGAGGAAGUGCUUAUGAACUCUUUAGAGAGACUGAAUGGCCUCCCUUACCUGAACAAGGUCGUGGUGGUAUGGAAUUCUCCCAAGCUACCGUCAGAGGACCUUCUGUGGCCCGACAUUGGCGUCCCCAUUAUGGUGGUCCGGACUGAGAAGAACAGUUUGAACAACCGAUUCUUGCCCUGGAAUGAAAUUGAGACAGAGGCUAUCCUGUCUAUUGAUGAUGAUGCUCACCUCCGCCAUGAUGAAAUCAUGUUUGGGUUUCGGGUGUGGAGAGAAGCACGGGACCGCAUUGUGGGUUUCCCUGGCCGUUACCAUGCGUGGGACAUCCCUCAUCAGUCCUGGCUCUACAACUCCAACUACUCCUGUGAGCUGUCCAUGGUGCUGACAGGUGCUGCCUUCUUUCACAAGUAUUAUGCCUACCUGUAUUCUUACGUGAUGCCCCAGGCCAUCCGAGAUAUGGUGGAUGAAUAUAUCAACUGUGAGGACAUUGCCAUGAACUUCCUUGUCUCCCACAUCACUCGGAAACCCCCCAUCAAGGUGACCUCUCGGUGGACUUUCCGAUGCCCAGGAUGCCCUCAGGCCCUGUCACACGAUGAUUCCCACUUUCAUGAGCGGCACAAAUGUAUCAACUUUUUUGUCAAGGUGUAUGGCUAUAUGCCCCUGCUGUACACUCAAUUCAGGGUGGACUCUGUGCUCUUCAAAACCCGCCUGCCCCACGACAAGACCAAGUGCUUCAAGUUCAUCUAGGGGCAUUGCAAGUUUUAGGGAGAGGAUGAACAGAGAGGGGGAGAUGGCUCCUAAGGUUCCUAGACAUUGAAGGACCUCAGGGACAUCCGCUGGGUGGGUGGCCCACGCCCUCUGCUGGGAGAGGUGGCAGGAAGAAUGGAAAGGAAAUAGCCUUCUUUCUCUUAAAGUCGGCCACACUGGGCCUGGAACCCUGGUCCAAGGACACCGGGGUUCCCUAUACAGGGCACUGACUGAUAGCUUACACUGAGGACCAUGGGGACUCCGGAGAGUCACUCACGCAGUUCAUAAGCCCAGGAAGCUGGUUUGUGAUUUUUAAAUUCAGUAACAGCUAUUAUUAUUAUUUAAAAGGAAAAAGUUUCAGAUUUGCCAUUCAAGGCUUAUUUAUAUAUAUGUGUGUGUAUAUAUACAUAUAUAUGUGUGUAUAUAUGUAUAUAGAUGCACACACACACUCUCACGUACAUAUACAUAUACAUAUACAUAUAUAUAUAUAUAUUUGGGGGGGGGUAGUUUGAAAUUUCUGCCUGUUUCACAAAGUGAGGGACCCAUCAGGUCUUCUGAUGUUCUGUAUGUUGGUGGAGACGGAUCCUGGCCUCAUGGUAUCUAGCUCAUCCUUAAGGAUCAUCUCCACAUUCCCCAGGGCAUCAUUGUGCAGAAACAAAAAGGCCAGGCUUGGCCCUCCUGUGGGGCCUGGACGAGAUAAGCCGUGUCGGUUUGUUCCUUCCCCCAUCUGUUGCCACCCGGCGAUCUGGAACUCGCGUCUUCCUGUCGCUUGAGUCCGUGGGGAGGACCUGCACCUCUGGGAACAGCAGAGCUUCCCUGUGCUGGAUUCAGUGGUUUCAAGGAUUCAUCAUUAGGCUGUGCUGUCCCAGAACUUGUCCCUGCACCCCCAUUCUCUCCCCUGUUGGAAAGAAGAAUGAGGAAGGAGUGAGACCUGAAGACCGCUCUCCCAGAUGGCUCUUUUUGUUCAGCCCUCCUUUUAAAACACAUGUUAUGCUUUGGCUUCAGGCUUUCCUGAAAGUUAUCUCUUGUGUAAGAGAACAGAGAACUGGCAGGCACUUCCAGGUGUGAUCUGCAGUGGUUUGCGGGUUGGCCUCCUCUCUCUGGCAUAGAAUGAGUGAGCAUCCUUUGCGGAUCCCCACCCGGCUGGCCGGGAAGUCUUACAGCAAGGCGCCUGCCUUGGGAUAAAUACCUUGGUGAAAUUCACCUUCCCCUCCGCCUUUGUCUGGACCUGUACCCUAUGUUACCUGUAGUUUUUAGAUCCCCAAUGCCAGGUUGGUUCCAGGACCCCUUGAGGUUUGGUAUGUGCCAGAACGAUAGGAAGAUCUAAUUUGUUAAGUUAGGCUCCAGUCCAGCCUGAGAUUUCACAGGCAUUUGUACCCACAUUACCACUUUCACUCCAGGUUUACAUUUCUAUUCCUUGGGCUGAAAUGGAAAUAAGCUAUUUUUUUUUUUUUUUUUUUUUGGUGGUAGUGGCAGUAGGGGAAUGGAAGAGGGUAUUAGAGGCAUUUGGCAGGGAUUUAGCCCAUGGCUUGUACCAUUUUUCUGGACCCCACUUUUUUUCAGUGAAGUUGAAUAUAGGUGGUUUCCCACAGCUGGACAAAAGCUCAGGUCUGUCCUGGUCAUGCACAUGCCUUAAGCCAGUUCCGUCUUCCCCAGACCUUGACACCCUGUGCUUCUAUUUCUUGGGGGCACGUUCUCCUCUGACAUGUCUGUAUCAGUGGGUCUCUUCAAAUAUCAUUUUGAAGCCAGACCCUGUCCCAUAUAGAUCCCAUCCAGCUGGAGGGCUAGCUGGACCUAAGGGACCUCUCCUUCUUGGCAGGCAAGACCAGGGCUGCACCUGGGACUUGUGUCGUCCAGAGGUUCCCACUGGCAUCCCACUGGCUCUUCCACAGAGGCAGCUACCCAGGAAAUUCAAUUCAGCUUCUCAGCAACCCAGCAAAGGGGUCCAGACUCCCUGCAUCCUAGCUUUCUAACUACCCUUUUCUUGACUCCUGACUUUAUCCUUUUUAGCGGUAGCUUUCUUCCCUCCGGGGAGCCAAAGAGUGUGGUGUUUUGAGCUAUAUAUGUGGCUGCUAUUUUUAUCUUGUUUAUUUUAAUGUGAGGAACUCAUAAACUGACUUUUAGUGGGACCUGGUGAGAAAAGAGCAGUCUGUGUUAGGACCCCCAUAUAUUGGAGCCAGGUUUUUUGGUCCCUGAAUGCUCUUGGUGGAUCCAGGAGUAGCUGAGUGGUCUGAGAUUAUGGAUGACAUCAAGGCAUACUGCAGAAGGGCUAGGAUGUCAGAGCCCCUGACAAGGCGAGCACUAUUUUGACUUGAAUGGAACACUAACCUGAAGGACUCCGAACAGCAGGCCCCGGUGGACACUGGCCAUGUUCUUAAGGGACACUCCUCAGUAGCAAGAGGUGGGGCAGUCAGACCUUUUAUGUUGCUUGGUUAGGUGCUACUGGAGAGUGAGUGGCUGCUGCUUUUUGUAAGGUGGGUUAGGGGGAGGCCCAGCUCCAUGCUUCAAAUGCCUUUGAUGCUGAUCGGUCACUUGGGAAUCACAGAUGUCAUCUCUACCAUGUAACUGUGACUCGUUUGGAAGACGAAAACCGCUCACAUGGGUUUCCCCAGCUGUCUGUAGGUAACACCUUGUUGCCUAGUCUUUGCACCCAGGGCCCAGGACAUCCUUGUCCCCAGGUAGCCAGUUCGCUUUUCACCAUGAGGGACAUUCACCUAAGUGAGAGCCUCCCCAAGGUGCUCAUCAGGCCGUCCUGAGCCUUUGCACUCCUGGCAGUGGUUGUCUGGUGCGGACUGCUCCUCAGGCCGGGCCAGCUCGUGGUCACCGGGGUCCUGUGUUGGCAGGUGGAGUGGUCUGUGCAGGAGCUGCCUGUGUGUGUGCUCAGGGAGCUCCCGCUUUGAAAUGAUGAUAUGUUGAAGGGGGAAGCUCUUUGAUGUCCAUGCUGUGUCCAUCCGCCCCACCCUUUUUCCAGUCAUGAGCACAAUGGUCUUAUGUUGGACUUUUGUAAAAAAAAGAAAAAAAAAAUAAAUGGAGACUUUAACUCAA
This is a messenger RNA of Acinonyx jubatus (cheetah), 8953 nucleotides long. It is a transcript of the gene EXTL3, whose product is annotated as exostosin like glycosyltransferase 3. The record is from RefSeq and is a predicted model, not a curated record. NCBI's taxonomy places the organism in Eukaryota, Metazoa, Chordata, Mammalia, Carnivora, Felidae. The transcript is spliced from 7 exons. Gene Ontology annotation, cellular component: membrane. The coding region runs from base 3149 to 5908 and encodes 919 amino acids. Gene Ontology annotation, molecular function: glycosyltransferase activity.